CUUCGCUCUUUAUGCCACACACCGCUGUUGUCACAGCCCCCCCAAAAUAACUGCAAGCAGUUGCCUUGACCCAAGUCAGUCACAAUGGUCGUUUCCUGUCUGCUGCACAUCCUUCAAACGAACACCCCGCAGUCCUGAGCCAUCCUUCUUCCUCUGCUCUUUUUGUACAGAUGCAACUUUGUCCUAAACUCUGAGAUUCUCGCAUUCAGGUACGAUGGCAGUUGACCCAGCCCCUGCGUCUGCGUCGAAAAUGGAUUCGUCGCCAAACCGAAAACUGGGUAUUACUGUCAGCCCGGAUGAAGCAUCAUCGCUACCAGCCACCAACGGAUCUGCCAGUGUCGAAGCAGGACCUGACGACCAGCACAUCAACAAUGAUGCCGUUGGUCAUGCGCUAACAGCUGAGCGGUCCUGUGGCAUUUCAGCAAAAACAAGGAAGAGAGAUUCCGCUGAGCCCUGUGGACAACCCGGGCCUAAGAGAGUCAAGUCGCCAACCUCAACCCAAAAUGGCAGCAUCGAGCCUCUUCCUCAAGAUCCCAAUGAGCCUGUUCAACCCGUGGCCAGCUUCAACAAAGAGACCUGGCAGGGCUUUUGCGAAAUCGAAUCAGAGCCGGCCUACUUCUCUGCAAUCCUCCGAGAUAUGGGCGUACAAGGCAUCAAUGUCCGAGAGGUUGUCGCCAUGCAACCAUGGUUUCUCGAAACGAUUCCAAGACCUACCUAUGGCCUGAUUUUACUCUACAGAUACCGUGAUCAUGGCUCUUCUGAUCAACCGACAGAGAGUUCUAACCACGUGUGGUUUGCUAACCAGCUUCCUGCUCAGAAUAGCUGUGCGACAUUGGCUAUGAUUAACAUCCUCAUGAACAACACCGAUAUUGAGAUUGGCGAUCACCUGCAGCAGUUCAAAGACUUUACCAAGGACUUCACGCCUUAUCAGCGAGGCGAGGCACUCGCCUGUUUUGACUUCAUCAAGAAGAUCCACAACUCGUUUGCAAAGAAGAUGGACAUACUAGAGGCAGACAAGCACCUCUCAUACAAAGCCAAAAAAGCCCAGCGUCUUUUGAACGACAAAAAGGCUCGACGCGAGUCCACAGAUUCCGCAGCUACCGAUGAAAGCGCCGAGGGCUACGAGGACAAUGCACAUCACUUCAUUGCAUAUGUCCCGGUAGGCCACGAAAUCUGGAUGCUCGAUGGUCUCAACGCCCGACCAAUGAGUGUAGGCACAUUUGAUACCUCCCGAGGGGAGGACUGGCUGUCAACUGCGGCAGACUCCAUACUCGCCAUCCUUGCUGGAGGUGGGGACGAUUACACCGGCUUCGCCAUCAUACAGUCCCCAUUACUGUCUCUUCGCAAACAGGCUUGCCUUGCGAUCAACUGCAUCAAAUGUACAGAGUUACGUCUUGACGAAAUCUCACCCGACUGGAGAUCCUUCACUAUCAACGACUCAUCACCACCACACCCGCAAAUGCUCGGUAUCGAAGACCAACUGUCUGCUCACCCGGUACCAGAUACGCUCGCGGCCACCAUCGCAGGCGAAGAAAUGCGCGACCUCCUCAAACGGCGGACAAUAAUGCUUAAGGAUCUAGACCAUCUCGCUACAAAUAUCGUAUCGGAGAUGCAGAACGAAGCCGAAGAGGCUCAGAAGGCGGCCCAGGGACGAUUUGAUUGUGGUCCUGUUAUUAAACUGUGGGCAGAAAUGCUGGCUGGCAAUGGCUAUCUCGAGCAGAAUCUCGAUAGGUUCAUUGGGUCUAAAGGGCGGGACAAGAAGGCUAAGAAGUGAAGACAUGUCACGAGCAUAUCAGAGGU
Molecule: messenger RNA, 1800 nt
Organism: Macroventuria anomochaeta
Lineage: Eukaryota; Fungi; Ascomycota; Dothideomycetes; Pleosporales; Didymellaceae
Product: cysteine proteinase
Exons: 1
Coding region: 215-1774 (519 amino acids)
Biological process (GO): protein deubiquitination; ubiquitin-dependent protein catabolic process
Cellular component (GO): cytoplasm
Molecular function (GO): cysteine-type deubiquitinase activity
Source: RefSeq, a predicted model, not a curated record